AUGACUAGCUGCUGCUCCGCAUUUCGUCGAGCACCUGCUCCGUCGAGGUCUCCGGCGCGGCGGGCGACCCUGUGCUCCUUCGCCGCCGCCGCCAACGUGGCCCAAUGGAACGCGGCCAUCCGGCACCGCCUCGACUCCGGGCUCCCCGCGGAGGCCGUCUCUGCCUUCGCCGCCAUGCUCCGCGCCGGCGCCCGCCCCGACGCGUUCACGCUCCCGCUCCUCAACCGCGCCGCGGAGCUGCUCCCGGGGCGCGGCCUCGCCGUCGGCGCGGCCCACUCGGUGGGCCUUCGGGCUGGCCUCGGCGGCGACGCCUACUUCUGCAACACGCUGCUGCAGGCCUAUGCGCGGCGCGGGGCAGUGGCGCGCGCGCGGCAGCUGUUCGACGAAAUGCGGUCGCGGGACGUGGUCUCCUGGACGUCGCUGGUGUCCGCAUACGCCGGCGCCCGGGACGCGCAGGCCGUGUCCCGUCUGGUGUCGACGAUGAGGGCCGACGGGUGCGAGCCGAGCGCGGCGACGCUCGCGGUGCUGCUCCGGGCGUGCAUGGCCGAGAGGGAUGCUGCUGCCGGGGGGCAGCUCCACUGCUACGCCAUGAAGAGCGGGUGGAGUGGUGAUGUGGUGGUUCUGAACUCAAUUCUGACGCACUUGAGCAGGAUCACUGGCGUGGAUGUCGCUGUGAGGCUGUUCGAGCAGUCGCCGAGAAGCGAUGCGGUUUCUUGGAACAUUAUAAUCUCGGAGUAUUCUUCAGAGGGGAGAGUUUCUAAGGUUGUCGAUAUGUAUGAAAGGAUGAGAAGAGAGGAGGUGUGUCCAAGCUGUGAGACCUUAACUUCCGUUGUUGCUGCGUUCGCCAAGUGCAGACACCUUUGGCAGGGUCAGAAGCUGCAUUCUUUUGCUCUUAAGAGUGGGCUCAUUGACACAAUCCUGGUAGCAUCCUUUGUGGACUUCUAUGCGAAAUGUGGUGAAUUACCAUCGUCAGUUCAGUUAUUUGAGGAAUUCAGGGGAAAAAGCAACUGCAUAUGGUCAGCCAUGCUCGUGGCCUUUAUCCAUCAUGGGCAGUUCUUAGAUGCAAUCCAUCUUUUUGGAAGAAUGAUGGAUUCUUCACUUGUUCCCAAUGCUGACGUGCUUCGAGCACUGAUCAUCUGUUAUACAGAAUUGGGUGAUUUACGGCUUGGUAAAGUAGUUCAUGCAUACAUCAUAAGAAACGACUAUGCUGCAGAAUCUCAGAGUUGUGCCUUGGAGACCUCCAUUGUUAAGCUGUAUGCUAGAUGUGGGAACAUUCAUUUGGCAGAAAGGUGCUUUAGCAGCAUCCUUCACAAAGAUAUCGUCUCAUGGAGUUCAAUGAUUGAAACAUACACAAUCCAUGGCGAUGGUAGGAAAGCACUGGCAUUGUUUCGACAGAUGCUGGAAGAAGGAGCAAGGCCAAAUGGAGUGACCUUCCUGAGUUUGCUGUCAGCAUGUGGUCACUCAGGUCUUGUUAGUGAAGCUCGUGAGUUGUUUGAUUGCAUGACAAGAAAAUUCGGUAUCGCACCUGAGUUAGGACACUAUACUUGUAUGGUGGACGUUCUUGGCCGGUCCGGUAAUCUGGAGGAAGCUGUACAAGUGAUCAGUGACAUGACGGUUAAGCCAGAUGGCAGGAUAUGGGGUGCGCUACUUGCAUCCUGCAAAACGCACUCAAACUCAAAGCUUGCAAAUUUAGCUGCUCAGAAACUUAUGGAGCUGGAACCAAAUAAUGUUGGCUACCAUGUGGUCUUCAGUAAUGUCCAAGCAGGCAGUAGCAGAUGGGGUGAAGUGGAAGACAUUAGAAGCUCCAUGGUAGACAAGGACAUGCAGAAGUCUCCUGCUUGGAGUUGUGUUUCUGAUAUUGGUGGUGUUUGA
Molecule: messenger RNA, 1872 nt
Organism: Miscanthus lutarioriparius
Lineage: Eukaryota; Viridiplantae; Streptophyta; Magnoliopsida; Poales; Poaceae
Source: the annotation of a GenBank genome assembly